Camellia sinensis is the source of this 1079-nucleotide messenger RNA. NCBI's taxonomy places the organism in Eukaryota, Viridiplantae, Streptophyta, Magnoliopsida, Ericales, Theaceae. The record is from RefSeq and is a predicted model, not a curated record.
CUGGUUUAUCUUUCUCUUUCUCUUUCCCAUUCUCUUUCAGUCUUAGUUAUGGAAUUCAUCAAGGCUAUCUUGAUGGCACCUCUGCAUCAUUGCAUUCACAGAGACUUUCAUGAAGCUGUAGCAAAGAUGACUCUCAUAGACAAGUUUCUCUUCCUUAUCAUGCAUUCCAUUGAUAAGUUGGGGAUAUGGCACCGGUUACCGGUGUUUUUGGGGCUGAUAUAUCUAUCAAUUCGGAGACACCUUCACCAGGAAUACAACUUGAUUAACGUUGGGAGAACACCGGUUGGUGUUCGGUCUUGCCCGGCUGAUUUUCCAUUCAGGACUGCUGAUGGUAAAUUUAACGACCCUUUCAAUGAAGGUGCAGGCAGUGAAGGGACUUUCUUCGGCCGCAACAUUCCUCCUGUUGAUCAGAAUGAUAAGCUCCUGAAGCCGGAUCCUAUAGUGGUUGCCACAAAACUACUGGCACGUAGAACAAUGAAAGACAAUGGAAAGCAAUUCAACAUGAUAGCAGCUUCUUGGAUACAGUUCAUGAUUCAUGACUGGAUUGAUCACUUAGAAGAUACCAAUCAGAUUGAACUUACGGCACCAAGAGAAGUUGCAAAUCAAUGCCCACUUCAAUCUUUCAAAUUUUACAAGACUAAGGAGGUUUCGACUGGUUUUUAUGACAUCAAAAGCGGUUACUUGAACAUCCGAACCCCUUGGUGGGAUGGAAGUGCUAUUUAUGGGAGUAAUGCAGAGAAGUCGGAGAAAGUGAGGACUUUCAAAGAUGGGAAGCUAAAAAUAUCAAAAGAUGGCCUUCUUCUUCAUGACCAAGAUGGUACUGCUCUGUCCGGCGAUAUUCGUAAUGGCUGGGCUGGCCUUUUCACAUUGCAGGCCCUCUUCAUCCUGGAGCAUAAUGCUGUCUGUGAUGCCCUCAAGAAAGAGUACCAGGAGAUGGAGGACGAAGAAUUAUACCGGCAUGCAAGGCUUGUGACUUCUGCUGUAAUUGCAAAGAUCCAUACCAUUGAUUGGACUGUUGAGCUUCUUAAAACUGACACGUUGCUUGCUUCAAUGCGUGCCAACUGGUAAAACAAACUUUU